UCACGGAGGGCCGGGGUGCCGCCAUGACACGUGAGGCGGAUGCUGCUGCCGCCUCGGCUGUCGGCUCAGAGUCGGCGCCGCGCGUGGCUCUGGAGCGGAGGCGGCUCCUUCGCAGGGCCCGGGCUUGGUGGGCCUGUCUCUCUGAGGGCGUGAGCAUGGCGGCGCAGCCCUCCCUUCAUCCAGGGAGCUGCCCUCGGUCGGCCGCGCGGCGCCGGGCGGAGAAGCGUCGCCAGGGGAAGGGGAAGGAGGCAGCGGAGGAGGAAGAGGAGGCGGGCGAGGCGCGCCACGUCCCUCCGCCAAAGAAGCGCAACCCGGGCGUCAGCUUCAACGAGGCCCACUUCGCCGAGACCAGCUACUACUUCGAGGGCGGCCUCCGGAAGGUGCGGCCUUACUUCUUCGACUUCCAGACCUACUGCAAGGGCCGCUGGGUGGGCCGCAGCCUCCUCCAGGUCUUCGGCGCCGAGUUCCGCGCCCAGCCCCUCGAGGCCUACCGGGCCGCCGCCGAAGCAGGCCGCCUCCGCCUCAACGAGCGGCCCGUCAAGGACCUCGGCCUCCGCCUCAAGAAUAACGACUUUCUGCGGAACACAAUACAUCGCCACGAACCACCAGUAACAGCACAGCCGAUUGAGAUUAUAGAAGAAAAUGAUGAGGUGGUGGUGGUUGACAAGCCUUCCUCUUUACCAGUCCAUCCGUGUGGAAGAUUUCGACAUAAUACUGUCAUUUUCAUACUGGGAAAAGAACAUAACUUGAAGGAGCUGCACACUAUUCAUCGGCUUGAUCGCUUAACAUCGGGCGUCCUAAUGUUUGCAAAGUCUGUUGAAGUAUCCAAGAGGAUCGAUGAGCAAGUUCGACAGCGACAGCUGGAGAAGGAGUAUGUAUGUCGUGUGCUUGGAGAGUUUCCAGAAAAUGAGGUGAUUUGCGAAGAACCCAUCCUGGUUGUGUCAUACAAAGUGGGAGUGUGUCGGGUGGACCCCAAGGGUAAGCCAUGCAAAACGGUCUUCCGGAGGCUCAGUUACAACGGUGAGACCAGCGUGGUGAAGUGUUUUCCGCACACCGGCCGCACUCAUCAGAUCCGUGUCCACCUGCAGUUUUUGGGACACCCCAUUGCCAAUGACCCUAUCUACAACACAAAUGCCUGGGGUCCUGAAAAAGGCAAAGGUGGAGUUGUUAACAAAACAGACGAGGAAUUGCUUCAGUCUUUGGUGGAGGAGCACCUCUCUAAACAGAGUCUGGGUAUCUUGGAUGUUACUGAGGAUGAUCUAAAACCUAUCAUUGGAGAUAAAGGGAAGGAAACUCCAGGGAAGUAUACUAUGCCUGUGGAGGUCAUCCAUAAAAAAAAUCCUGAUCAGACUGAAGAAUCAAAGGACGAAAGUCAGAGUGGAAUAUUGACUUGUUCUCAGAAUUGUGUCUCUGAAGCACCAAUGUGCCAGUCAGAGAAUGGAGAAACGUGUUUGGAUGAGCACCGGACUGAAACGGACCCUUUGUGUGAAGAAUGCAAGAUAGUAAGGCCUGACCCUUCACCCAAAGAGCUGGUGAUGUAUCUUCAUGCCUUGCGCUACAAAGGAGCAGACUUUGACUACUGCUCCAAGAUGCCCGCAUGGGCACAGGAUAAUUGGGAAGAGACCUGAGAUUUUCAAAAUGUUUUUAAUGUAUGUCCGAGAGUUUGACGGAUUUUCCACAUCUGUUGCUUUUCUCACCCAUUGAACAUGAAUGGAUAAAGUUCCUUUAUGUGGGAAGCCAUUGAGAAGAAGGAAUGCCUAAUGUCCUAAGGCAGCUCUUCCAAGGAACAGUUGUGAUAUUUUGUCUCUGUUUUAUUACAGAGAAGAAUUUAGAUAUACAGUAAUUAUCAGAAGAUGUCUUACCCUAAAAAUUUUCUCAGAUGUCUUGUUUAUAAAGUACCUAAAAGGUACUUAGCAUUGUGUAGAGAUUAAAAACAUGCCCUUCCAUACAGGCUUUCAAUUGAA
Molecule: messenger RNA, 1964 nt
Organism: Anolis carolinensis (green anole)
Lineage: Eukaryota; Metazoa; Chordata; Lepidosauria; Squamata; Anolidae
Gene: rpusd2
Product: RNA pseudouridine synthase domain containing 2
Exons: 3
Coding region: 24-1628 (534 amino acids)
Biological process (GO): enzyme-directed rRNA pseudouridine synthesis
Molecular function (GO): pseudouridine synthase activity; RNA binding
Source: RefSeq, a predicted model, not a curated record